This is a messenger RNA of Triticum urartu, 3346 nucleotides long. RefSeq names its product disease resistance protein RGA4. The record is from RefSeq and is a predicted model, not a curated record. Gene Ontology annotation, biological process: defense response to other organism. Gene Ontology annotation, molecular function: ADP binding. Lineage: Eukaryota; Viridiplantae; Streptophyta; Magnoliopsida; Poales; Poaceae.
CCUUCUAUAGUCUACAUAAAAGAAAUGACUGUAUUUCGUGCACACAUCCCGCCGCCAGUGUUCAUUUUUCCCACGACCAACAAAACCAGUCAAGCAGGAGAAGGUUGCAGCGAGCGCAGUCAGUGAGUGUACCGCUCGGCCGGCGCUGCACUAGCUAGUUGCCGGCCGAUCAAUGGAGGUAUGUCGUGAUGUCGCAUCUGCCCUAGCCAAGCUCCACCAAGUGAUCAGUGACGACAAGAAGCUGGAGACGAAGAUGAGAACUGGCCUCCGAGGAAUCUUACUCGAUAUGGUCCAUUUGAAUGCCUAUAUCGAGGAGAACUCCAAGGGGAGAGAGCAAGGGCCUGCACAUGAGGCUUGGAUCCUGCAGCUUCAAGACUUGGCGUACGACAUCGAAGAUUUCGUUGAUUCCCUCUACCGGAAGCCGAAAGAGAAGUUCCCUCUCCGGGCUGUGCGGAUGAUCACAGCAACUGAUCCCCGACCUGAGUACGGCGAUGAAAUCACAGCCUUCCAGGAGCGCACGGCGAGGCUGGAGGCGAACAAGCCGAGCUUCCCCGCAUGUACCGGCCAGAGUGGCGCAGCUGCUCAAGCUGCGUCUGUGCUCACUGCUGGUCCAUCCAUGUCCCCAAACGGAGGCACCCACACUCCUUCGACUUCAAGGUUGCUGUCCAGCGACCACGGCGCAUCUCCUCUUGUGGGCAUCGACCGUUUCAAGCAAGAUCUCGUAGAUCUGCUGAAGCAAGUCGAAGGUGAGCCCAGAGAGCUGAGGGUGAUCUCCAUCCUGGGGGUUCGCGGCGUCGGGAAGACUGCCCUCGCAAGGGCAAUCUACCAAGCCUGUGGCACUUUCGGCGACCAGGAGCCGUUCGACUGUCAUGCUAUGGUCAUGGUACGGCCUGACGACAAUGAGGCUUCCGGGAGCAAUGGCGCAGCGGAGCUCUUGAGGGAGAUCCUGAUACAAGUUGGCAACGUUGCAGGCCAGAUCUCCAAUACUUCUGCUGCCGAGUUGGAAAAUAUUCUGCGGAAAGACCUUGAGCACAAGAGGUACUUCAUUGUAAUUGACGGUUUGCAACAAGAAGAAGAUUGGGACUUCCUGAGGAAUGUCUUCCCUCAAAAUGAGAAAAGUAGCAGGAUAGUUGUGAGCACAAGUGUCCAACGUGUCGCUAAGUACUGCAGCUCCAGCACUAGUUUCGUGUACAAAAUGGAAGGUCUCGACAAUGAGGAGACUAAGAAACUGUUCUGGCAAGAAGUUGGAGUGCCGAAUGCUGCCGAUUCGUUGAAACAACUUGCACAAGGCAUCUGUAACGGAUGCCACGGUUUACCCCUCGCAGUGGUCAGUGCAGCCAAGUAUUUGAGACCCAUAUGGACAGAACUGAAACAGAGUGACUGGGACCGCGAGGCUCUCGCGCUAGGUAACCGCGUAACAGGCCAGGGCGAGCAACCUGCCUUUGCAGAACUGAAAAAAGUCCUCGUGGAAUGCUUCGACGGCCUAACCUGCCACCGUGUCAAGACUUGCUUGUUGUCUGUUACAAUGUUCCCCAAGGGUCACCCCAUCAAGAGGAAAAGCUUGUUCCGGCGGUGGAUAGCUGAAGGCUUCGUGGAGCAUGACGGGCGACUGGAUAAGAACGCCGCUUGCCAUGAACUCUUCCGGGAGCUGAUCGAGCGCCACCUCGUGGAGCCAGUGGAGAGCAGCAGAGAGAAUCUGGUGCCGGCAGCCGAAGUGAAGAUGUGUCAGGUUCACGGUGUGUUGCUUGACUUUCUUCUCAGCGAGUCCCUCCGUCGGAACUUCACCGACCUCAUCCGCAACAAUGUGCCUGUUCAAGCCGCACGCGGAGGCAUCCGUACCCGUCGGCUCGCCGUCCACACGGACGACGACUGCAGGGUUGGUGCACCCUGCGACGUUGACCUCAAACGUUACUCCUUCAUCAGGUCAUUGACGAUCGUGAACAGCGCCUUUAAGGACUUGCUGGAGAGCGAGUUCCUCCGGGUGCUGGAUCUGGAGGGCUCCAAAGGCAUCGACGAACAAGCGCUAUGCAAAAUCUUCCAGCUGAUACACCUCAAGUACCUCAGCAUCAGGGACACGGACUGCUGCAGAAUUCCCAAGAGGAUCAGGAGGCUACAUCAGCUUGAGACUCUGGACGCCCGGGACAGCAACGUCAGGGAACUGCCGAUUGAGGUCCUCCUCCUGCCGCGGCUUGCCCACCUUUUCGGCGAGUUUCAACUCCCCAGUGAGCUAUGCAGCAAGAAGAAGAUCCCGAUUACAAGCAAGGACGUGGAGAGAGUUUUCAAGAGCAGCAACAGCAAGCUGGAGAGUGUGGCAGGGUUCCUCGUGGACGACCGCCAAGGUUUCCAACAUAUUAUGCUCCACAUGCACAAUCUCAAGAAGGUUAAGAUGCGGUGGGGGAGCACGAGCACGGCCCCAACCCAAGAUUUGUCUGGCCUUCUUGCCGACUCCCUGCGGAGGCGAUUUGGGCUCGAGUGCCUAUCAAUUGAUUUUGGUGAGCACUCGCUAGAUUUUAUGAACCCCCUGUCAUAUUCAGAAACUUGCUUGCUCAAAUCCGUCAAGCUGCGCGGAAGCCUCAGCGAGGGUCUACCGGGCUUCAUGUACAAGCUGGAAUAUCUCUCAGAGCUUCAUCUUUUCUCCACUGGCCUUGACAGCGAGGCCCUCUCGGCCCUGGAACAACUAAGUCACUUGGAGCACCUGCAGCUCGAAGAGGUCAGUGACAGAUUCGGGAGCUGCACCUUCAGUUUGGCGGCAGGCAAAUUUGAGAGACUCAAGCGACUCAUCAUCGAUGCCCCCAAGCUUCCACAGGUGACUGUCGCAAAUGGAGCCAUGGCUGUCCUCACCACCCUUGAACUACUUUGCCAUGAUGUAACGGGGUUUGCAGCUACGGACAUCUCACGCCUUGGAUCUCUUAGUGAGGUCGUACUACUCAAAAGUCUCAAAUCUUGUGACCCUGGCACCUGGUCGAGGUGGGAGGCGGAGGCCAAGAAGCACAAGAAAAGGCCAAGAAUUUCGUUCUGUGAUAGUAGCAACCGACAACAGCGACAAGCAGCUGCAGUGAGGCAGCAAAAGUCUGGAACCAAGUGGAGGAUGCUACCACGUUAGUUGCUGCAAGUACGUAUCCUAGCUCGUUUUAGCUAGGUGAUCUUAUCGAUCUAUCUUGUCUCACCCAUGUGUGUGUGCCAUCCUUGAACGUCACUAGCUUAAUCUUCUGUUUUUAGUUACUUUUAGAGCUCCUCUGUUUGUAAUAAUUUUAAUUUUUGGGCUGGCAUUCAGUGCUCCCAGAAAUUAAAUAAACCGCAUUGUGUCUUUUUUUUAUUGAACUUGUGGCAAACUUUAUGAAAAUUC